AUGGCAACUCCAGCAAGAAAGAGACUAAUGUGGGAUUUCAAGAGACUGCAGAAAGAUCCUCCUGUGGGGAUAAGUGGAUCUCCACAAGAUAACAAUAUCAUGCAUUGGAAUGCUGUAAUCUUCGGACCUGAUGACACUGCAUGGGAUGGAGGUACUUUCAAGAUGACUCUUCAAUUCACCGAGGAUUAUCCAAACAAACCCCCUGUAGUCCGGUUUGUUUCACGGAUGUUUCAUCCAAACAUUUAUGCUGAUGGAAGUAUUUGCUUGGAUAUCUUACAAAACCAAUGGAGCCCCAUAUAUGAUGUUGCUGCAAUACUCACAUCAAUUCAGUCUCUGCUUUGUGACCCGAACCCUAGUUCGCCAGCAAAUUCGGAGGCUGCAAGGUUGUUCAGUGAGAACAAACGAGAAUAUAACCGGAAAGUAAGGGAGAUCGUGGAGCAGAGCUAUGUAUAA
Arabis nemorensis is the source of this 453-nucleotide messenger RNA. The record is from the annotation of a GenBank genome assembly. NCBI's taxonomy places the organism in Eukaryota, Viridiplantae, Streptophyta, Magnoliopsida, Brassicales, Brassicaceae.